Molecule: messenger RNA, 1425 nt
Organism: Papilio polytes (common Mormon)
Lineage: Eukaryota; Metazoa; Arthropoda; Insecta; Lepidoptera; Papilionidae
Product: glutamate dehydrogenase, mitochondrial-like
Exons: 10
Biological process (GO): L-glutamate catabolic process
Cellular component (GO): mitochondrion
Molecular function (GO): L-glutamate dehydrogenase (NAD+) activity
Source: RefSeq, a predicted model, not a curated record
ACAAACUGACAACCGGUAUUCUAAACUUUAAUUUGUAUUAGAAUUGUUAUAUACUAUUUUAAAAUGUUUAAAACGUUUCGAAAUAUUAAAUAUGGCACAAGGAAUAGAGAUUUUCAAAAAAUCAUCGUCCGAUUUUACGAAAUACCUAAACAUUUACAACUGAUAGCGACGGACCCCAAUCCCAGUUUCUACAGAAUGGUGGAAUACUUCUACCACAGAGCAAUUGUCAUGGUGGAGCCGACGUUGCUGGACUACCUGAAGAAACAUACACAUCUCUCAGACAAGAAGAGAACACAAAGGGUCGCGGGGAUUCUAAAGGUGAUGGGAUCGUGUAACAGUUCGCUGCAGUUCGAGUUCCCGCUGCAGCGUAAGAACGGCGAAUACGAGAUCGUGCAGGGCUACCGGUCGCAGCACAGCGUGCACCGGCUGCCUUGUAAAGGAGGUAUCAGGUUUUCGAAUGUAGUAGACUUGGAGGAAGUGAAGGCGCUAGCGGCGCUCAUGACAUACAAGUGCGCCUGCUCCAACAUACCCUUCGGUGGUUCUAAAGGCGGUGUCGCCAUUAACCCCAGGAAUUACUCCGUGGCUGAGCUUCAGCGCAUCACCCGCCGCUACACGCUUGAACUGGCCAAGAAGAACUAUAUCGGAGCGGGCAUCGACGUGCCGGCGCCGGAUAUGAAUACAUCGGGACGAGAGAUGUCGUGGAUUGUUGAUACAUACAUUAAGACACUUGGGUAUAACGAUUUGAACGCGGCGGCAUGCGUGACGGGCAAGCCAAUCAACGGGGGCGGCAUCCACGGCCGCGUGGAGGCGACCGGCCGCGGUGUCUAUAUGACUAUCAACUACUUUAUGCACGACGAGAAGUGGAUGAAGCUCGUCGGGCUCGAGCCCGGAUUCAAGAACAAGACGGCGAUAAUCCAAGGGUUCGGCAACGUGGGCAGCUACGCGGCCGUGUACUUGCAGCGCAGCGGCGUCAAGGUGAUUGGUGUGUGCGAAUACGACUGCAACCUCACCAACAAGGACGGCAUCGACACUCUGAAACUUCAAAAUUACAAAGCGGACAAUAAAGGCAGCGUCAAGGGGUUUCCAGGCGCGCAGCAGACGGGGCCCGAACUGAUGUUCGAGAAGUGCGACAUCCUCGUCGUUGCCGCCAUGGAGAAGACCAUCACGCAAGAUAACGCCGGCAAGAUCAAGUGCAAGGUGAUGGCGGAAGGAGCCAACGGGCCGACGACACCCGCGGCGGACAUCAUCCUGCGCAAGAACGGCGUGCUGGUGCUGCCAGACCUGCUGGCGAACGCGGGCGGCGUCACCGUCUCCUACUUCGAGUUCCUCAAGAACCUCAACCACGUCUCCUUCGGCAAGCUCAGCAUCAAGUUCUGGAGGGACUCCAACACUGCGCUACUAGACACGGUGGAGCAGUCGUUGAAG